Messenger RNA from Dendronephthya gigantea, 3836 nucleotides. RefSeq names its product transient receptor potential cation channel subfamily A member 1-like. Gene Ontology annotation, cellular component: membrane. The record is from RefSeq and is a predicted model, not a curated record. Gene Ontology annotation, biological process: monoatomic ion transport; transmembrane transport. Gene Ontology annotation, molecular function: protein binding; monoatomic ion channel activity. Bases 229 to 3393 code for a protein of 1054 amino acids. NCBI's taxonomy places the organism in Eukaryota, Metazoa, Cnidaria, Anthozoa, Malacalcyonacea, Nephtheidae. The transcript is spliced from 20 exons.
UAUUCAAAUGACGCAAAUUCAGAUGCAACUGAUAAACAGCUUUAUAGCUAGCGUAUAUGCAUGUACAAAGGUGUUUUAACAUUGCUGUUGUGUAAACUAUAAAGCCCCAAACUCAGUAGAAUAUUGCGUUGGGAAUUAAAAACAUAUAGAUUCUGUACUGAUACUUACACGAAACUGUCAUCGUCAAACUCAACCGAUACACUGGGAGUGUGAAGACGUUAUAUUGGAAUGGAAGAUUCAGGAAGUGUUCCCUGUAAUAGUGAUGAUGGUCCUUUGAAUGCGGAAAAUAAAGUCAAUGACAAUGGAAAUGGAAAUAUUGAUGCAGGUCGAAUAGGCUCCACUCUAGAUGACGCACAGAUCACAGAGCUUUGUUCAACUGAAAACACUCCCUUGAUCGAUAAGGAUGCAAAUGAAGGCUCCACUUUGGAUAGCGCACAGAUCACAGAGUUUUGUUCAACUGAAAACACUCCUUUGAUCGAUAAGGAUGCAAAUGAAGUCGAUUCUGGCCCACUCAGGGUGUUAGAAGAUUACGAAUUCUCCAACGAUUCCUCUGAUGAUUCCGUGGAAAGUGACGAUGCUGGAAGGGAUGAGUUUAGGCAAAUCGUGGAACAAUCUUUAGCCAAAGCAAUUUUAAAGAAGGAAAAAGAUUUCGACAGUGAUGUUGAUGCAUUACCCAAAUCUCGAAUAGGUGUUGGAAGCUAUGUCCACCAAAGGGACUUUUAUGAAUGGGUAUCACCAUUGUCGAAGACGUCAAUUCAGUGUCGUAUAUUUCAAGCAGUGGAGAGAAACAGUCUAAAAUGCUUAGAUGUACUUUGUGAGGUGUAUGUAAAAGCAGUGUCGGGUGAAUACAGUCUAUUUCAUCGGUUCACCUUUUUCGUUUCUGGAGUCCAAGACGAAAGACCUAAAGAGACAGCGCUACACGUCCUUGCAACAAAAACAACGUCAGCGAAAGCAAUUCUGAAAGUUUUCGAGAAGAGACCGAAGUUUCUGAAUGAUCUUUCUGACUUCCCCGACAGCUAUGGAUCAACUCCACUUCUUGUUGCAAUAAAUUACAACAAUAUCGAAGUCGCUAAGCGAUUGAUAAGAACAAAAUCCCGCGUAGACAAAAGAAAUGAUGAUGGGGAAUCUCCCAUUCUUUUAGCAGCUCUAAACGACUAUGUUGAUAUCAUAAAAGAAAUGCUGGAAACAUAUCUUGAAUCCCAAGAAAGGACUGAACUUCUGGAGAUUAUGAAGAGCAUUGAUGACAAACAUCAUUCAAUCCUUUACCCAGCCUCCCAGAGUGGCAAUUCUAAGGUACUAAACUUGAUUAUGAAAAAGACCAACUGGCGAAAAUUUCUAGACCAAGAGCAGACUGUUACUGAGGAUUGGAAUGAGUUUGUUGGUAACGUUUGUGCUGCUGGAUGUAAAAAACUUGCGAAAGAAUGUCUUAAACGCGAUUCUAGUCUUCUUGAAAGAGGAGAGGAAGAAAAGGUGACACCUUUAAUGAGGGCAGCCGAGGCAAAUAAAUUAAGAAUCGUUCGGCUAAUCUUUGAGAUGCAACCUUCUGCUGAACUGCUUCAUAUUAAUGAUGAAAAUAACAGGAAUGUUUUUCACUAUGCUGUGGGGAAUCUUGAUGUUCUUCGUUACCUUGUUCUCCAAGUCCUAACGUUUUACGACUACUGUUAUGCUACUAGCAUCUAUGACGAAUCUGGAUGUACCCCAUUAUGGCUUGCAAGGAAUCAGAAAGAGAGUCUUUUGUUGCUGAUAAAUAUCGCAAAAUUCGAGCUGUUCGAAAAUUAUAUCAUUAAUGAUGUGGAUAUCGAGAUUUUAAAGCGAAGUCUUCAUAUGAUGAAAAGACAGGAUCCCAAAGGCGUAACAUAUUUGCUACAUGGGUACAACCCCAAUAAUCAGCCGUUAUUAGCAGCAGCUAGGAAUGGAAACAUCAAGUUAAUGGAGUUCCUAUUGCAAGAAGGAGCGGAUCCUUUACAAAUAGGUGAUUCUUACAAUACGGUCGUUCACCUCGCAGUAAUGUCUAAAAAGCUUGAAGCUGUGGAGUACUUGUUUGAGCAGGGCAAACUCUUGGAAAUAAUCGAUCGUACAAAUAAUAUGGAGCUCACCGCAGCUGGUAUAGCAGCAGAGUAUGGUUAUGCGGAAAUUCUAAAAUAUUUGUUAAAGAAGAAUGCGCAGAUUAAAAGUGAUGGGAAAAAGCGAAAGAAUAUUCUGGAUUAUGCAUGCGACUAUGAUUAUAGAAGAGUCAAGGAAUUGGCAAUAAAAGAAAUUGUUAUGUUUUGUGUAAAAGAUGGAAACCCAAAACUCCUUAAAGAGUUGUUCGAAGACUCGGGUCAUGACCCGGACGAUAUUAUGGCUUUAUUGGUCUACACAGCACCCGACGUCGCAUUUCUGAUUCUUGAUCACUGUAUUUCUCGGAAUGUUGAUACCUCUUUAUGCUACUGGUUUUUUCCAUUCAAAAGAAAUAAUCAUAAAAAGAAGCUUCAAGCUUUAGAACGCAUGACAGAAAGUCCAAAUGCAGACAGGUUUUUGCGCCAUGCUGUGGUUGUAAAGUUAUUAAACUGGCUGAUGUAUUCCUCGGGCAUUCAGAAGUAUUUCCUGUUGAAUUUUUUUCUUUAUACCAUGUUUCUGAUUACUUUAACAACAUAUGGCGCAAUCCAAAGUGGCGGUUUGCACCGUUUAAAAUCACCUGGUAUGAUAGCACUCUCUGUCGUUAUUCUUAUUUUAAGUGGAUUUCUUUUAGUAAAAGAAAUUUCUCAGAUGAUUGCAUAUGGAAAGGAAUAUAUGAGGGAUUUGGAAAAUAUCUUCGAAUUGACAAUUUUUAUUUGCGCAAUGAUUUAUGUCGUUCCUGGAGGGGACAAAAAAACCGACGGACAGAUCGUAGUUGGAGCAAUUUCGAUAUUUCUUGCGUGGGUGAACUUUUCCCAGUUCUUUAGAGUACUUUUUAAUUUUGGAGUCUACAUCUUCAUGGCAAUUAAAGUGUUCGGAACAGUUUGCAUGGUGUUGCCACUGGUUAUAUUAUUACUCGUUGGAUUUUCACUAUCGUUUUCGUUGAUCAUGCAUCAAGAUGCAGGUUUCAAUGAUGUUCCUACAUCGUUCUUGACAACACUUGUGAUGAUGACGGGUGAAUUGGAUUAUCGAGACACAUUCCUUGCAAGUGGAUCACUUCAUGCCUUGCAAAAAAUAUUUCUUGUAUUGUUUAUCCUGAUGAUCUCCAUCGCUAUAAUGAAUUUAUUUACCGGUGUUGCUGUUGGCGACGUUAACGAGAUGUUAAUAAAAUCUAAAGAAAGAAGAAGAAUAAAUAAGGCUAAGCUUGUCAUAAAACUGGAAAGAGGCCUUUCUUUCUACUCAAGCGGGAAUUCUGCGACCGCGAACAUGGGUGAACUUCAUGUGUAUAGACUAUAGUGGCAGAGAAAAAGAGAGGCAUUCGUCAUUGUUGACGUGGAUAUGGGAACAGACUUUUCCUGAUGACGAAGAUGAAACAACGACGCAGAGCAAAGGAAUGACUUUUAUGAUAUGAAGAACUAUGGAAGAUCCUUAUAGAAGAAUAACUUGGGCAAUCAAAAGAUUUGCUGAAUUUGGCGAAAGCAUAUUUGAAAGAAAAAGUUUAUAAAGCCCAGAAAUUGGUCGAACAGAGAUUAACAGCCAACUUUACAACGGCAGACAGUUAAAAAGACUUGCUAUUAUUAAACUAAGUAUAUAGGCGCACAUCUUAACGUACGCAAGUUAUAGUUUGUCAAAUACUUUCAACACUAGUCUAUUACACGAUUAUAAGUCAACAACACCUUGUUAAUAUGGCGACAUGCAAGCAACGACAAAAUGGCGGGAAAUUCAAAAUUAUUUUAAGA